CUUGUCGAAUUUGUGAAAUCAGCCAGGUGACAUUAGAUGAUGGAUAUUCGUUAUUACUUCAAAGGAUCGCCGUUUUAUACAUAUCACAAUGGAAAAUGUAUCAAUCAGGUUGUGGAUAAAAACCAGUUUUAUAAGGUUCCCGAAACAGUACCUAAUUUUCUUCAAUUUGAAAAUUCUCUCAUAUACAGGUCAUUCAUUUCGAAGAUCGUCUGCUACACUUUUAGUUGAAUCUGGGAGAGACUUGAUGACACUGAAGCAACAUAACGGUUGGAAGUUAUCAACGGUCGCUGAAGGGUAUGUUGAUAAAUCGGUAGCAAACAGGACAGAAAUAGCUAAUAAAGUUUCAGAACGCGUUGUAGUGCUGAAAUAAUACCGGAUUUGCGACCUAGUACAUCAACGGGAGUUGUGAUGGCAGAAAAACGUAAAAUUUCAACACAAGAAAGUUCGACUGUUGUACCGAAUGGUUUAAG
Molecule: messenger RNA, 470 nt
Organism: Acanthoscelides obtectus
Lineage: Eukaryota; Metazoa; Arthropoda; Insecta; Coleoptera; Chrysomelidae
Source: the annotation of a GenBank genome assembly